AUGGAGGUGUCGGAGAUCGAUGGUGGCGAGCUGCUCCUGAACGCGUCGGUGGCCGUCGAGAUGGAGGAGCCAGCAGGGCGCGGCAUGCAUCGUCAGUUCGGCCUCUCCGCCAAUAACUUCGGCGAAGGCUGGGACGACUUGGACUCGAUCCACCCGCACCAGGAGGAGGCGGGCUGCGAGGACUGCGGCCUGGACGGCAUCAUCAUCAUCCUGUCCGGCUUCGACGGGUUCGGGUUAUGGUUCGGGUGCUCGCCGGCGCCGUUCGACAUGGACGACGGCGGAGGCAACCUCGUGGAGUAUUGGACGGAUCAGAAGAUGGAGGCCGCCGCCUUUGGCCCAUUCACCAGCGACUGCGUGGGGGAGUGGUACAUGGAUGGCAUGGCCAUGAUGGAGUGGGACGACGGGAAGAGCUACUACUCGGUUUACCCAUCUUACAGCGGUGGCGAGGCCUGCACGGAGCAACUGUACAGCAGUCCACUGUGGGAGUGAAGCGAACUAGUAGCAGUGUACUUGUAUGUGUGAGCUUUAAACUGGAAAUCAUUAAUUUCUAGUAGUUGUAUGGCUACAUUUUGCAAAUUUAGAACAACCUGAAUUUGCUGAAAA
This is a messenger RNA of Lolium rigidum, 603 nucleotides long. RefSeq lists its product as uncharacterized. The coding region runs from base 1 to 489 and encodes 162 amino acids. The record is from RefSeq and is a predicted model, not a curated record. NCBI's taxonomy places the organism in Eukaryota, Viridiplantae, Streptophyta, Magnoliopsida, Poales, Poaceae. The transcript has a single exon.